CUCUUCGCCAAUCCAGCACUGCAGUGCUGCCGUGUGAGGUGUUGGAUUCAUUGGAUCCCGCAGUCUGACCGGCUUUGCGGUGCUUCUUUGAGAGAAUCAUCCACAUUAUCUUUAGUGGAUAGAUGACGAACAGUUCCGCGUGCUGCCGCAUCAUGUUGACAUAACUCUUUUGAAGAACUGAAAAUAAUGAAUGGCCGGAGAGGAGCUGUGAUACGAAUUAACUCUUUGAUGUGAAGGGAAGCUGGAACGGGAUUUUGUACUGCAUUUAGGUUACUGCCGAGGAAACACUGGAAUGAAGCUCUAAACACGUUUCUUGUCGCUGCGAGUUUGCUUGUUGAAGUUGGCUUUGCUCAAAAAUGGGAAAAUGAAUUGGAAUGGAUACUCUGAUAAAUGUUCCUUAGAGAUGGAAGGACGAUUUUCCAGCCUUUUAUGAAUCUUUUCGUUGUGACUGGAAAGGUGGAGCGAUCAGGAAAAGCUAAUGACGGACCUAUUAAUCCAUCAAAAGCACCAGAGGGGUUUGGAAACGUUUGGAUGGAAAUGUUUACAUCUUUUUCUGGUUUUAUACGAAACUACUAAUGUAUAGUUGUGGAUCUCUGCUGGAAUCUCCAUUGUCAUUGAUUAAUAUAGUUAAAAGAAUUCAGGGCUUUUGACAUAUAUGUUGUGAUUGUGUUUUUUUAAUUUUUAAUUUUUUGGAAAUAUCCAUCUUUUCUUCUGAAAGAAUCCCAAUCUAAAUGGAAUUAGUUGAGAAAGCCCUUUGUGAAAGGAAUAGACAUGGUACAUGGGAACAGGUUCCUUCACGUUGUUGCAGGUCUUCUCAUGCUUGGGUUGUCUGGGGCAACAAAGAAAGAAACAGUGAAAAACAAUUCAGGAGUGCAGCCGGCAGGGCAGUGUGGAACCUGGGUGAAAGAACCAGAGGGAGGCCUCUUCACCUCACCCAAUUACCCAAACAAAUAUCCCCCAGAGCGAGAAUGCAUCUACAUCAUUGAAGCUCCCCCGAGACAAUGCAUUGAUCUUUUCUUUGAUGAAAAGUAUUCAAUAGAGCCUUCAUGGGAAUGUAAAUUUGACCAUAUUGAAGUCCGAGAUGGGCCCUUUGGCUUUUCUCCAAUAAUUGGACGCUACUGCGGGGAGCAGAACCCUCCAUACAUCAGAUCGAGCAGCCGCUACCUAUGGAUAAAAUUUGUUGCAGAUGGUGAAUUGGAAGCCAUGGGAUUUUCUGCGAGCUACAAUUUCACAGCAGAUCCUGACUUUAAAGACUUUGGAGUCCCCAAACCUCUUCCCUUUUGUGAGUUUGAGAUGGGAGGACCUGAAGGCAUCAUUGAAUCGCAGCAGAUCACCAAAGACGGCAAAGCCUUGCAGACAGAGGCAGUGGACUGCAAGUGGUACAUCCGUGCCCCUCCUCGUUCCAAGAUCUAUUUACGUUUCCUAGACUACGAGAUGCAGAACUCCAAUGAGUGUAAACGUAAUUUCGUGGCGGUGUACGACGGCAGCAGCUCGGUGGAAGACUUGAGGAAUAAGUUUUGCAGCACGGUGGCCAACGAUGUCAUGCUGGUGUCCGCGCUGGGAGUAGUUCGCAUGUGGGCCGACGAGGGCAGCCGAAAGAGCCGUUUCCGGAUUCUCUUCACUACCUUCCAAGAGCCUCCCUGUGAGGCAGAUGCUUUCUUUUGCCACAGUAACAUGUGUAUCAACAACACGCUGGUGUGCAACGGAGUCCAGAACUGCGUCUACCCUUGGGACGAGAACCACUGCAAAGAGUGA
Molecule: messenger RNA, 1755 nt
Organism: Pimephales promelas (fathead minnow)
Lineage: Eukaryota; Metazoa; Chordata; Actinopteri; Cypriniformes; Leuciscidae
Source: RefSeq, a predicted model, not a curated record